AUGGACCCCUUUCAGGAGGCAUUUCAGAAAAUGGAGAAGAUUGGGGAGGGCACCUACGGCGUGGUGUACAAGGCUCGCAACAAGUGCACGGGGCAGCUGGUGGCCCUUAAGAAGAUCCGCUUGCAUGUGGAGACAGAGGGUGUCCCCAGCACCGCAAUCCGAGAAAUCUCACUGCUGAAGGAGCUGAAGCACCCCAACAUAGUCAGACUCCUGGAUGUUGUACACAGCCAGAAGAAGCUCUGUCUGGUGUUUGAGUAUCUGAAUCAAGACCUGAAGAAAUACAUAGACUCAUUUGGAACUGGAUUGCUUCCUCCAAGCUUGGUGAAGAACUACCUUUUCCAGCUGCUGCAGAGUGUGAACUUUUGCCACUUGCACAGAGUCAUCCACAGGGACUUGAAACCACAGAAUUUGCUCAUUAAUGAAGCAGGAGCAAUCAAGCUUGCUGAUUUUGGACUGGCAAGAGCUUUUGGUAUCCCCCUGCGUGCAUACACUCAUGAGGUGGUGACUCUGUGGUAUCGAGCUCCUGAAAUACUGCUGGGGUGUAAACACUAUUCAACUGCUGUGGAUAUCUGGAGCAUUGGCUGCAUUUUUGCAGAAAUGGUGACCAAGAAGGCCCUGUUUCCAGGGGACUCUGAGAUUGAUCAGCUCUUCCGGAUCUUUCGUAUCCUGGGCACACCCACUGAGGUGACCUGGCCUGGGGUGACCCAGCUGCGUGAUUACAAGGAAGACUUUCCCCAGUGGGCAAGGAAGGAGAUGAAGGAAAUUGUUCCCAACUUAGAUCAAGAUGGUAGAGACUUACUGGUGCAAUUGCUCCUGUAUGACCCCAGCAGGCACAUCUCUGCCAAGGCAGCCCUCGACCACCAGUACUUCCGGAGAAGCUCUCGAAACCCUGAACAGCACCUUGCGCCGCAGAGACAGUGCAAAUGA
Messenger RNA from Mesitornis unicolor (brown roatelo), 927 nucleotides. RefSeq names its product cyclin-dependent kinase 3 (gene CDK3). Gene Ontology annotation, biological process: signal transduction; G1/S transition of mitotic cell cycle; regulation of G2/M transition of mitotic cell cycle. Gene Ontology annotation, molecular function: ATP binding; cyclin binding; cyclin-dependent protein serine/threonine kinase activity. Gene Ontology annotation, cellular component: nucleus; cyclin-dependent protein kinase holoenzyme complex; cytoplasm. The coding region runs from base 1 to 927 and encodes 308 amino acids. NCBI's taxonomy places the organism in Eukaryota, Metazoa, Chordata, Aves, Mesitornithiformes, Mesitornithidae. The transcript has 7 exons. The record is from RefSeq and is a predicted model, not a curated record.